Pelobates fuscus (common spadefoot toad) is the source of this 2135-nucleotide messenger RNA. It is a transcript of the gene UBE2J2, whose product is annotated as ubiquitin conjugating enzyme E2 J2. Lineage: Eukaryota; Metazoa; Chordata; Amphibia; Anura; Pelobatidae. The record is from RefSeq and is a predicted model, not a curated record. The transcript has 7 exons. The coding region runs from base 87 to 866 and encodes 259 amino acids.
GUGUCCGGGCGGCCAUAUUGGAAGCGGGGGAGGAAUAGUAACAGCGAGGAGAUAGAGGGGAGGACCGAGCUGACCUGGACUGAGAGAUGAGCAACAACAGCAAUAAGAGAGCACCAACAACUGCAACUCAGAGACUAAAGCAGGACUACCUGCGGAUUAAGAAAGACCCUGUGCCUUACAUCUGUGCUGAGCCAUUACCUUCAAAUAUCCUGGAAUGGCAUUAUGUGGUCCGAGGUCCUGAGAUGACACCUUAUGAAGGUGGAUAUUAUCAUGGCAAACUUGUAUUUCCCAGAGAAUUCCCUUUUAAACCACCUAGUAUUUAUAUGAUCACCCCUAAUGGACGAUUUAAAUGUAACACACGUCUCUGCCUUUCAAUAACAGACUUCCACCCAGACACCUGGAACCCUGCAUGGUCGGUCUCUACAAUCCUAACUGGUCUGCUCAGCUUUAUGGUGGAAAAGGGACCCACGCUUGGGAGCAUAGAAACGUCAGACUUUACAAAACGACAACUAGCAGCACAAAGUUUAGCAUUCAACUUAAAGGACAAAGUUUUUUGUGAACUGUUUCCAGAAGUAGUAGAGGAAAUAAAACAGAAACAAUGGGCACAGGAAGAACUUAACAACCGACCACAGACUCUUCCACUCCCAGAUGUUGUGCCAGACACAGAAGCUCACCUCGGGCAAAAUGGAGCUGCAAUUCUAAAUGGUCACGUCCCUUUGGCAGCCGGAAAUCAUGCUGGUCUGCAACAACCAAACCGUAACCAUGGACUUCUUGGGGGUGCAUUGGCUAAUGUCUUCGUUAUAGUGGGAUUUGCAGCCUUUGCAUACACAGUUAGGUAUGUACUGAGAAGCAUAGCUCAGGAAUGAGAGGUUCAUUUGAACCUCCCAAGAAGAAUCAGAGACCAAACUAGCGCUAGUCAGGAAGAAAAAAUGAACUACUAGGAGGAGAUGGACUCACUCAGCGCCAUGUCUGGUCAUAACUAUUUGCGCUACACUCGUUCAGGUGAUCUUUCAGUUGGCUCAUGGGUUUAUAAUUCUUUUUAGAACGUGAGAAGAGUGCGUGUUUUUCCAUAGCGGCAAAGAAAAGUAAAAGAAUCUGUUCUGUGUUCAAUAGUCUUUUUGGUUGUUUGUUGAUGGCUACCAGAUGUCCUCAUUUCUACAAUCUUUACCAUCUACUUAAUACAGAAAUGAAUCCCGUUUUAAGUAAAGUAAGUUGUAGCUCCUUUUUUCCUUUAUUUUCUUCCUUCCUCUUAAUCAUCCUAAAUGCUGCAAGGAAAUAUCAGACAGCUUUUCUGUGACUACCAUCUUUCUGAGAAGAUGAGCCAGGACUUAUUAGACUGCUUUUUGGUGACCAACAACUCUCAUAGAAGAUGCUGGAGCUGGAUACAGCUGUUCUGUUUUGCCACCGUUCUUGGAAGAUUACAUCUGGGACUAAUCUAAGCUUUCUUCAUUGCGUACCCACCACACCAUGUCUGCCACAAUGCAUUGCCCUGUUUUGGAAGGCAACCAUAAAGUGAUUAUAAGUCCCUCUAUUUAAUAAUAUACUUGUAUUCAUGUGUUCCUUUUUAAGUUGAGAUGUAAAUUUUAGAUAUGACAGCUGGUAUUUUAAGAUGAACUUUGGAAUUGUUAUAUAUCAGUUAAUUUAUAUCCUAAUAAAAAUGGAUAUUAACCUAGACGACUCCACAAAAACCUUUAUUUGUUACAUGAAUGAUUCUCCAUAGUCUGUUACGUCUAAAAACAAACAAAAUCCUGGCAUUUUUAUUAUUUGGUCACAGACUACAUUGUAAAAAAAUAAAUAGAGGAUAAUCUUAAUCACCCCGCGGUUUACUUGCCAUACUGUUAAACGAAUGUAUUGUAUUUAUUUUUCCAAAUCACAGCACUCAAGUCGAUGUAGUUUUUCAGAAAGCGAAAUUAGAAAAUCUAGUUCCUGCUCCCAAAAUGUCUUGUACAAUGAAUGUUUGUAUUUUUACAAAAAUAGCGUGCAUUUUCCAUCUUUUCCACUAGAUGGAGAAGUAUGAGAAUUCAGUGAGAAUUGUAGUUCUGGCACUACUGUAUCAUAAAAUGACAUAUGUGAUGGAGAUUUUCUUCAAAUACUAGACAGGUAAAUAAAAGGUCCAAUUUUGGCCAAUGGUGUAA